Molecule: messenger RNA, 604 nt
Organism: Lycium barbarum (goji berry)
Lineage: Eukaryota; Viridiplantae; Streptophyta; Magnoliopsida; Solanales; Solanaceae
Product: pathogenesis-related leaf protein 6-like
Exons: 1
Coding region: 1-492 (163 amino acids)
Cellular component (GO): extracellular region
Source: RefSeq, a predicted model, not a curated record
AUGGCAUUAUCAAAAGCUUCUUUUUUGUCUCUUCUAAUUUGUUUCAUAAUUUUGGCCCUUGUUUUUCCUUCUUAUGCCCAAAAUACUCAAACAGACUACCUCAAUACUCAUAAUUCUGCUCGAUCUCUAGUUGGUGUUAGUGCAUUAACAUGGGACACAACUCUUGCAAAUUAUUCACAAAACUAUGCCAAUCAAAGAAUUGGUGAUUGCAACCUUGUCCACUCCAAUGGUCCUUAUGGUGAAAAUAUUGCUAAGGGGAGUGGUUCUUUCACUGGCACUGCCGCUGUUAACUUGUGGGUGGCGGAGAAGCCAUACUAUGACUACAAUAGUAACAGUUGCACUGGCGGAAAACAGUGUCUGCAUUAUACUCAGGUGGUCUGGCGUAACUCGAUUCGAGUUGGUUGUGCUAGGGUUCAGUGUUCCAAUGGAUGGUGGUUUAUCAUUUGCAGCUAUGAUCCUCCAGGCAACUACAUUGGUCAACGUCCUUACUAAGGAUUAAUUUUUCAUUAAGAGUUUAACCAAAUAAUUAAGAAUGUGAUUGAAAUGUUUUGAAUAAGUUACUAAAAAGAAACAUAUAAUAAUAAUAUAGAGGCUAUAAUCUCUA